Messenger RNA from Leucoraja erinaceus (little skate), 8224 nucleotides. RefSeq lists its product as uncharacterized. NCBI's taxonomy places the organism in Eukaryota, Metazoa, Chordata, Chondrichthyes, Rajiformes, Rajidae. The record is from RefSeq and is a predicted model, not a curated record. The coding region runs from base 1360 to 2895 and encodes 511 amino acids. The transcript has 3 exons.
UUAGAAUAAGGCUUUAUUUAACGUAACCAAAUGUGGAAAAAAUGCACUGUAUCUCGUUUAUUUUCAAGCUGCUGUCACAAGAUUGUUCCUCACAAAACAUCCAUGAUUCAUCCCCUAGCAAAUUGCAAUCCACCUCCAACCACCCUUCCAAAUUCUCAGAACAAAAUUCUUGUCCCUAGAGUUUAUCAUUUCAUUACAUUGAGAUUUCAGAGGAAAGGGACGGAAACUGACAUAACUGAGACCAAGAAAGAAUGAAGGAAAGAGCUCAGAGGUGAAAGUAUCAUGCUGCAUUAAAUAAAAGCAAGCUAGUUGUAAAAGGAAUGGGAAGCAGGCAGAUUAAGUCAUUUCUGGAUAACAAACCUGGUUGGAUCUUCAUCCCUCAUGGCUUGUGCUAAGCAAAGUAGUGUGCACCAACGCAAUGUGAUAUCAUGUUCUACAACACUGACGGGUGCUAUAUUUCCAUAUGGCCAGUUUCCAGUUUUUUUUUAAAUAACCUUACUCAUUACACUUUAAAAAUUAAUUUAUUGACUGAAAAAUUGCUUUUGGGAUUGGGAUUUGGGAUGUUUCGUCUCUUCUCUUUUUUCUUAUUACAUUCUCUGCCCAAAUAAGAAUAUUCUCUGCCCAAACUGUGGCCAGGCAUGGGUGAGAGGAAAAGACAAAUCUCUGUAUUUUUUCUUGAUGUUAUAGAAAUCUUCUCUUUUCCCAUGAACCUUAGAUAAACCUCUCUUUGCUCAAUAAUACUGAAGUUCUCUCACAAAGCAAAAAUCCCUUUAGAGAUCGCAAAAGAUUGGGCUAAUGGGAAGCCAAUUAGUUAGUUUGUAAGAAUCCUUUUGUAUUUCGCCCCAAAAAUUAAGCAGCUUUGAGUUUAACCCGAUACCAAACAUAAAAUGCUCACCCCAGAAAUAGAAAUAAUAAAGGAAAUUUAGAGAAUAUUUUAGCAUUCAUCGCAUUAUACCAUCCUUUGCACUCAUGGGAAAAAUGUUACAACUUAUUUACUGCUAUUUCACCUAUUAUCUCAGGAAAUAACCAAACUUUUAGUUGACAUAGCGGUGCCAUUAUGACAUCACUAAGAUGAAAAUUUACUUUUUUUUGUAACGUGAGUGGCACUGAGAUAUGAGAUAAAUUACAGAGGAUAUGAUGUCACUGGAAUACAGUACAAAAAGAUCACUUCAGCACAUAGAAUUUAUUCCGGCGAAUGCUGUAUGGGGGUGAAAUAUAGAGAAUAUUUUCAACGCUGGACCAACCCAAGUUCCUAUAUGGAUAUUUGUUGAAGUAUCAUCUCCUCAACCCACCGAUGAAAUAUUCUACAAAGUUGUCACCACCAGAAUAGUGUUUCAGAAAGUUACAAGCCUGUGAAUUAUGCAACGUUGGUCAGCGGAGGAUGGCGAGGCGUGUAAGCGGUCCGCUGAAUUAACCAAAGGCCCGGAACAGUCAAAACGUCUGCAAGGGGGAGCCGGGAACUCUGGCAAGGAUGAGGCUCCACCGCAGUUUAUCGUCUGUAUCAAUCUGGGCGACGUUCCUCCGGAGAACGUGAACGCGACCAUCACCGGGCGGACUGUAAAUAUCACUGGAGAGCGGACGGAAAUGAUCGAAGAAUAUGACGGAAUGAUCAGAAAAAACUACCAAGGCUUUUCCAACACGUUUAACAUCCCCCCAGAGGUGGACAUAACUACGCUGAACUUAACCAUUUGUGAAAAGCACACGUUAUUGGUUGAGGCCGAUUAUUUCGACAACGUUGUUGGCCUGGAGGAGUACACAGGAGGCCCCAGGCAAAGCCGAUUGAAAUCCUUGGAUAAAUUGACCACCCAAGUAACAUCAGCUCUGGAUUUGGUCGCUUCGUCAGAACAAAGUGGGGACUCUUUGUACCAGACAGCCUUGCAAUAUCAGCCGUCUAAACAGUCUUUUCUUCCCAGUGGAGAUCCUAGCAGAAGGAGCUCAGCUGCCACCAGAGCCUCGCUUAAAGAGAAGAGACGCCCAGUUCCCGACUUAGUUGCAUGUAAAAAACCCGUGAGUCAAGAAGAAGGGAGGAGAGGCUCAGUACCCCACACAACUGGAAGCAGAAGACCCUCUUUAGGUCGUGAUAUUCGCGAAGAAGGGACGAGAAGCCCAUUACCUCAAGCAAUUGGAAGCAGAAGAACCUCUAUAAGUCGUGACGGGAAAAGAGGCCCAAUUGGAAGCAGAAGACCCUCAAAGAAUUUAGAGCAAUGUCAACGUGUGCAGGAGGAAGAAAAUAAAAUACCCACCACGAGUACAGAUGGUGAACAGAUAGGUUCGACGUUUGAUCAAGAUCAAUGCAGAAGAUCCUCAGUGGGAUCAACAAAACGAAACGCUGUGCAUGAGGAAGGGAAGCGAGGCUCAUUAACUGAACAGGAACAGAGAAAACCUGCAUGUCAUGAAAAACCCCAUGACAAAGGGAAGAGAUGCUCCCACCACGAUGGAAGCAGAUCAGCUAUGAGUCCAGAAAGAAGUCAUUCGGUGCACAGUAAAAGAAAGGACUCAAAACAUGUGCCAGUAAAAAGGCAUAAUAGACCCCGGACACCAUCCACAGAUAAAUCCUCUAACUCAAUUGAGACUUCUCUGAACUCCAGUGGCAGUACAAUCUCAAAUACAAGCAAAACCUCUUGGAACUCCGAUGAAGGUGGAAGCGCAGGAUCCAUCCCAACAUCCAUGCGAUCCCGACCAUCCAUCACUGAUACAAGUGGGGUUACCCCAAAAUCCACAAGGGAUUCAGUUUCUAGUCAACAGAAUUCAACAGAUCCAAGAUAUGCAAAUCAGAUUUCAGCUGCCGCAUCAUCGACCCGCAGCAAAAACGCUCAGAAAUCAAAAGCAGCUAAAAAAGAAAAGACAUUAGCUUUUGAUAGUUUUCCAUUCUGCUGUUGCCCCCAGUCAUUCUGAAUCUCUGAAACUUAGUCAGUCGCCAGCAGAAAUAUCCAAAGAAUCAUGUCUGUAAUAUAGUUCUGACACUGGAAGACACUGAGAGCUGCAGAGUCCAGAGCAAAAUGAAACUCGUCUAAAAAAGAAGCUAUUUAGUUUCUUAAACUUAUGGAAUAGUUAGUCAAAGCAGAAGAUCUAGCUUUACAUCCAUGUGGAAUUAGAGGUCUCUAAAAUGUAACUCUUUAAUAAAAUUCUGAAUUAAUCUUUGGUGCAUUCCCCAAUCAUAUUCCUUGUAUUAUCUUUUAGAAGAUACGUAAUAUCAACAUAUUUUAAACAAACUGCUUGACCGACCUAAAUGGGCAAAGGUUAUUCAACUGAUGUAAUUUCACAUUUUUAAAGGACCUUUGAUAAUGUGGCCAAUUAUAAAUUCAUGAAUAAGAUUAGCGAAUGAGAGGAAAGAGCACAAAGUGCAGAAAGGGUUGAUAACUGGCUAUCAGCGAGAAAUCAGAGAGUAGGUGGGGUAGUGGUGUACCACAAGGGUUAGUAGCAAUGCUAUUCAAACUUUAGACUCUGAAAAGGCACAAUUUCUAAAUUUAGUUACAAUAUUAACGGGGCAUGGGCAAGGAUGGGGUUGUCAAUAUUCAGAAGGAUUAUAACAAGUUACAGAAGCAUAUACAGCACCUUUGAUUCUUCCUUGACUCAACUAUUCUCUCAACUAACACUCUCUGCCCAGCAGAAAUUAUCCUCAGCCUCAACAACUUCUUCUUUGACUCUUCUCAAUUUCUUUAACUUGAGGUGUAGCCAUGGCCAUUCGCUGGACCUCAGUCAUGCUUGUGCUUUUGAUGGCUAAGCUGAACAGUCCUUGUUCCAAUCAUACACUGGCACCAUCCUCCAACUCUUUCUCCACUACAUCGAUGGCUGCAUUGGGGUUGCCUCAUGCACCCAUGUAGAACGUUGAUUUCAUUAACUGUACCACUAAAUUUUACCCUGCCCUUAAAUUCACCUGGACUAUCUCUGAUACCUCCGUCCCCUUUCUUGAUUUCUAUCUUCAUCACAGGGGCUAUUGACUGACAUCUACGACAAAUCUACCAACUCCCACAGUUAUUUGGACUACACUUCCUCCCACCCUGCCUCCAGCAAAGAUGUUAUCCCCUAAUCUCAAUUUCUCCGUUUCCACGGCAUCUGCUCCCAAAAUGAGCACUUCCAUCUAGGACAUCUGAGAUGUCCACAUUCUUUCGUAAACAUGGUUUCCCCCCCCUGCUGUCAUAGAUUCAUUCCUCACCCAUGCCUCCUCUGUGCCUUAUAGUUCUGUUCUCACUGCAGAGAGCCAGGCCACGUGCAAACUGGGGGAACGACACCUCAGAUACCACUUGGGUAGCUUACAACUCAACAGUAUAAAUAUUGAAUGAUCCAAUAAUAGGUAACCUCUAACAAAUCCCCCCUUUUCCACCACACUCACCUUCCCACCACCUCCCCUGUGCCCAACCCGACAGACCUAUUUCUUCACACCCUCCACACCCACGCCCAGUCAUACAGCAUGGAAACAGGCCCUUCAACCCAGUUUGUUGACGCCAACCAACAUGCCCCAUCAUCACCAGUCCCAUCUGCUAGCGUUUGACCCAUAACCCUCUAAACACAUCUUAUCCAUGAACCUGUCCAAUUGUCUCUUAAAUGUUAUCAUCGCACCUGCCUCAACUACAGUAUCUCCUUUGGCAGCACAUUCCAGAUGUCUUAUACAACAGUAACAUGACCUCCCAACUCCUAUACUCAGUACUCUGAUUGAUGAAGGACAAUGUGCUGAAAGCCUUUGUGUCCACCCUAUCUACCUGUGAUACCACUUUCAUGGAACUAUACCUGCAUUCUUAGCUCCCUCUGCUCUAUAACACUCUCCAGAGCCCUACUAUUCACUGUGUGGGUCCUGCCCAUGUUAGAAUUCCCAAAAUGCAACAUCUUUCUCUGCAUUAAAUUCUAUCAACUAUUUCCUCAGCCCACCAUCGCAACCGAUCAAGAUCCUGUUGCAAUUUUUGACAAUCAUCUUCAAUAUCUUAAAUACCCCCCACUUUACUGUCAUAUGCAAACUUGCUAAUCUUGCCUUGCAUAUUCUCAUCCAAAUCAUAGAAGUAGAUGUCAAACAGCAAUGGGCCCAACACCGAAUCCUGAAGCACACCAAUAGUCACAGUCCGAAAAGCAACCUUCAACCAUCCAUGAAGCAAAUUUUCUAUUCCUUCGGCCGUCUCUCCUUGGAUCCCAUGCGAUCUAACGUUCCAGAGCACCCUGCCAUGUACAACUUUGUCAAAAGCCUUGCUGAAUUCCAUAUAAUCAACGUCUACAGCUCUGCAUUCAUCAACAUUUUUCGUCACAUCCUCAAAAAAACUCAGAUUCAUGAGAUACAAUCUCCCAAGUACAAAAAAACCCUGCUGACUAUCCCUAAUCGGCCCUUAUCCAUUUAAAUGCAGAGAUAUCUUAUCCCUCAGAAUACGCCCUAGUAACUUUCUGACCACAGAUGUUGGGCUCAUUAGCCUGCAUUUCCCAAGCAGCCCUUGGGAAUAGAGGCACAACAUUUGCCACCUUCCAGAAUUCCGGCACCUCACCCAUAUUUAAUGAUGACUCUUAGAUCUCAGCCAGGGCACUUACAAUUUUCUCUCCUGCUUCCCACACUGCCCUCGGAUAUAUCUGAUCAAGUCCGGGAGAUUUUACCUUCAUACACAUCAGGACCUUCAGCACCUCCACAACCAUAAAAGUGACUGCCUUUAAGCCACUUUCAUUGACCGCCCCAAGUUCCUCAUGUCUUUCUUCAUGUUCAAAACAGAGGAAAAAUACACUUGAGGACCUUACCCAUCUCCUGUGGCUCCACACACAGUAAACUACUUUGAUUCCUGAAUGGUCCCUUUUUCUAUCUGGUUACCCUUUUCCCCUUUUAUUUACAUCAAAUCUCUUGGGAUUAUCCUUAACAUUAUCUGCCCGAGCUAUCUCCUGUUCCACUUUACCCUCCUGAUCUUUUUUUUUAAUCUUGUUUCCCAAUUCCCAAAACUCCUCCAGGGAUAUGCUUGAUCCCAGCUGCCUAUAGCUGCCCAUGCCUCCUCCUUACUCUUGACCAGAGCUUCAAUUUCUCUCGUCAUCCAAGUUUCCGUAUGCCCACCUGCUUUGCCCUUCACUCUAACAGGAACAUACAUGUUCUGGACUUCAGCUCACUUUUAAAAUCAUCUCACUUUGCUGACAUUCUUUUUCCUUCAAACAAACUGCUCCAAUCAACUAGAGCGAGUUCAUGUCGAAUACCCACAGUUAGUCUUGUCCCAAUUUAGGAUUUUACCAUGCGAGCCCACCCUGUCUCAAUCCAUAACUAUCUUAAACUUAAUGGAACAGUGGUUGCUGGUCGCAAAAGGAUCAUCCACAAACACUUCUUCCACUUACCCCUUUCAAUUUCCCAAGACUGGAUCAAGUGUUGCCCUCUCCCAUGUAGGGCCCCUCUACAUUUUGCCGGAGGAAAUGUUGCUGAACGCAUUUGACAAAUUCUGCCCCAUCUAAACCUUAUUCACUAUGACAUUCCAAGACAAUGUUGAGAAAGUUAAAAUCCCCUUCUGCAACAACCUUAUAAAUCUUGCAGCUGCCUGCAAUCUCCUAGCAAAUUUGCUCUUCUAAUCCCCGUUGAUUAUUUGGGGGCCUGCAGUACACUCCCAAUGAGGUGGUCAUCCUUUUCUUGUUUCUCAGUACCUCCACAUGGGCGGACUCUCUGGAUCAAUACAAAAACACUGCCUCUUUUACCCCCUCCUUUGACUUUCCUGAAAUACCAGUAGCUGGGAAUGUUGCCCUGCCAGUCCUGUCCCUCUUUUAACCAGGUUUCUGUAAUAGCUACAAUAUCCCAGUUGCACGUUCCUAUCCAUUCCCUGAAUUUAUCUAUCUUAUCUGUCAGGCCUCUUGCAAUAAAAUAAGUGUAAUUCAAAGCAACACUCCUCCUUUGCUCCCUGCCUUUCUCCUGCCUAUAGGGUCCACUAACCUUUCUCUCAUCACCAUACGGAUUUCCAUCCUCUCACCUGCCUUGGUCCUCUGCAUUGGAUCACCACCCUCCUGCCAAUCAAGUUUAAAUCCACCCAUGUAGCACUAGUGAACCUGCCUGCCAGGAUAUUGGUUCUCCUCCAGUUUAGAUGUAACCUAUCCUUUCUGCACCAGAAGUGAUCCCAUGGUCCAGAAAUCUGAAUCCUUGCCCCUUGCACCAACUCAGCCACACAUUCAUCUCCCCCAUCUUCCUGUUCCAAAGACGUGCAGGUUUGUAGGUUAAUUGGCUUGGUAAAUGUAGAAAAAAAUUGGCCCUAGUGGGUGUUGGAUCGUGUUAAUGUGCGGGGAUCGCUGGUCGGCGCGGACCCGGUGGUGGACAAAGGGCCUGUUUCCAUCCCGUAUCUCUAAACUAAACUAAUCUACCUCACUAGCAGGUGGCACUGAAAGCAAUCCAGAAAUGAGUACCCUGGAGGUCAUGCAUUUUAGCCUUUAACUUAAUUCCCUGUACUCCUAUUGCAAAACCUCAUUCCAUUUCCUACCUUGGUCAUUUGUGCUAACAUGCACAACAAAGUCCGGCUGCUCCCCCUCUCCCCUGAGCAGCAGCUCCGAGACAUCCUGAAUCCUGGCACCAGGGAGACAGCACACCAUCCUGGAGUCUUGAAUGCUGCCACAGAAUCCCCUGUCCGCAUCCCUAACUAAAGGGUAGCCUACAACUAAGCCUCUGCCUGGUGUCACACUUAUGUGCUGAACCUCAGUGUCAAGGUUGGUAUCACAGCCCAGUCUGCAGCUCAAUCUUGAUGUGUCAUCCCCCUGACAGCACCCAGAAGGGUGUACCAUUUUAGAAGGGGGAUGGCCACUGGGGUCACCUACACUGCACGUCGAAUUCCCUUUCUCGUGGUCACCCAUCUUCCCUUUUUCUGGAUCUUUGGCAUGAUCCAUUUCAGCCGGUCUCCUCUCCAUUCUGAAAUCCAUCCUCUGCACUUUUGGAGACAGAGCCUUCUCCAGGGCAGCUCCCAGGCUCUGGAACUCCCUCCCACAAUUGAUCUGAACUUCUGAGUCCCUCACCAUCUUCCAAGUCACCUCAAGACCCAUCUCUUCACCUCUGCAUACCCUUAGUCCCAUGUCCCCCUCCCCUUUGCAUCUCUGUCUUACUGCUCUAUUGUGUUUUGUUCUUGACUCACCAUGUAAAGCGACUUUGAGUCCUUGAAAAGCGCUAUACAAAUAAAAUGUAUUAUUAUUAUUAUUAUUAUUAUUAUGACACCCUCGCUACACGUCCUGUCCAAGAAACUCUCAUUUUCCUGGAUAGUCCUGAGGUCAUCCAGCUGCUGCUCCAUUUCCCUAAUGUCAAGGAGCUUUA